AGAAAAUUCUGGAGGAGAAAGAUGGUAUUCCCGAGGUGGGUCAGGAUCUAGAAUUUGAUGUGGGCACUCUGCAUAAUCUGAAAAAUGACUUGGAACAACAGAUAAGUAGUAAAUUCAUGAGAUUGACCAGUUGAAAGAGGAAAAGAAGAAGCUGCAUGAUAGAAUUUUUGAACUAGAAGGAAUGCUGACUGACAGAGGCAAAGAAUUCUUCUGUCUUCAGAGGCAAUGUGAAUGCAAAGAGAAUGAAGGUUCUACUCAGAUCAUGGAUCUAACAGGAGCUGGGUUUCUCGCAGAUAAAAUCAAUAUGAAAUCUACCAAAAAAAGGGAAAAAAUUCAGAGAAAUAAUGGAGUGAUGACGUAAUAAUGCGCGUAUUAUAAAAGUAAUGCAAAGCUGGAACACUUAUUUAUUUGCGGAGCAGCAUGGCAGCCAGCCAAGGACAAACGCGGGAGCCACUCGUCGUGACUUCAAAUCAUGGGCCCAUCACCACUACCCAAUCAUUUAACUUCUCGCGGUAAUAGUCCCCGAAACUUUGACCCCAGACACAGAUCACGAUAUAUUGAACCACGGGAGUGGCAUUGCAAUGCAAUUAAUCCCACAUUCGGAGGGUAAUCAAUUAAAAGGCAUCUUCCAAAAACUGAAGCUACAAAUACUGUACCUGUCACUUUUUACAAACAAACCCACUUUUUCAAUUGAUUUUCUUCAUAAAUUCUUAUUUUCAUUUCACUGACUAGACACAUCUCUCUGUCUCUCCCUCUCUCUUCUAGUGUUUCUCGUUUAUAUCCAUCUUUUUCAGUUCGGUUUGUCUCUACUUGUAGGUUCUUCCGAGCUCUGAAAUACAGAUGGAUUAAGCCUUGUUCGGAUGCACGCUUCCUUAAGUUGAAAACUUGUGCGAGAGAUGAGAAAGCAUCGUUUUAGUGAGUCUAUAAAGUCCUUCUUUGGCAGUCACAUUGACCCAGAAAAAGAUGAAGAGCUACGAGGAACUAAACAAGAAAUUGAGGACAAAGUAAAAAGGAUCAGGAAGCUGGUCAAUGAAGAUCAUGGAGAAGAAGAUGGCGUAUCUGUUGAAAACUCUAGAAAAGAAUCACUUGCAGAUCUGAUUGAUGAUUUCUAUGAACAUUACCAAUCACUUUAUGCUCAUUAUGAUCAUUUAACUGGAGAGCUGAGAAAAAAAGUCCAUGACAAGCAAGACAAGGAGUCUUCUUCUUCCAGCUCUGACUCAGACUCAGAUAAAUCCUCCAAGCAUAAAGGUGAUAAAAAUGGAAAAAUGGAGGGUGAGUUUCGAAAAAUGAUGGAUGAACUGAAGCUAGAACUCGAAGCAGCAAAAUCAGAAGUUACUGACCUGAAGAGGGAAUUGAUAGUUACACGUGAAGAAAAGGAAGCUCUAGACUUGGAAUAUCAAACAGCUUUGAGCAGGAUAAAAGAAGCGGACGAAGCUAACAGAGACAUGAUGCUUGAAGCUGACCGGUUAACUGUUGAAAAAUCUGAACUCUUGGCUGAGAAGGAAAAGCUGGAUCAAGAUUUGUAUAUUGCCGGUAAGAUAGAAGCUGAACAGAGUCAAAGAUUAGAAAAUAUCGACGCAGAGAGACAUAACUUACUUGUGGAGAAAGAGACUGCUAUGAGAAGGAUUGAAGAGGGAGAAAAAAUUACAGAGGACUUGAAAACCACUGUUGAUAGGCUGGAAGCUGAAAAGGCAACACUUGGGCAGGAGCUAGAAACUCUAAAGGUAGAAAUUUCUGGUACGAAGCAGCAACUGGUAUCUGCAGAUCAACAAAUCUCUAAUUUAAGCCACAAUUUGAAAGCUACUGAGGAAGAAAACGAAAUUCUGACCUUGAAAGUUGCAGAAAUUUCCAAGGAGAUUCAGCAGGCACAGAACUCAGUACAAGAACUUUUGGCUGAAUGUAGUCAAUUAAAAGACAAGUUGGGUGAGAGAGAACAAGAACUUUUGACGCUCAAAGAGAUGCAUGAAAUGCAUGGUCAUGAAUCAUCAGCUCGAAUAAAGGAGCUGGAAGGGGAGAUUCAGCUGGCACGGAGCUCAGCUCAAGAACUUUUGACUGAAUCUAGUCAAUUAAAAGACAAGUUGGGUGAAAGAGAAUGGGAACUUUUGACGCUCAAAGAGAUGCAUGAAAUGCACGGUCAUGAAUCAUCAGCUCGAAUAAAGGAUCUGGAGGGGGAGAUUCAGCUGGCACAGAGCUCAGCACAAGAACUUUUGGCUGACUCUACUCAAUUAAAAGACAAGUUGGGUGAGAGAGAAGGGGAACUUUUGAUGCUCAAAGAGAUGCAUGAAAUGCAUGGUGAUGCAUCAUUAGCUCGAAUAAAGGAACUGGAGGCUCAAGUGUCCAGCCAAGAACUGGAGGUGGAAUCAUUGCAAGCCCAGAUUAAAGAUAUGGAACUGCAGAUUGAGAGCAAGGCAACUGAAGUGCAACAAUUAAGAGAAGAAAAUAUCAGAUUUCUGUCCCAAGUUUCAGACUUUGAAAAGAUGGCAAAACAUAGAGAAAAUGAAAUUUCUGCUCUCAUCAGGAGACUGGAGGAUAACGAGAAUGAAUCAGUGUCUAGAACAGAGAAUUUGACUGCACAGAUCAACAGUCUACUUGCAGACAUGGAUUCUUUACGUGCCCACAGGGCAGAGUUGGAGGUGCGGAUUUUAUUUGAAAGCGGUGAAGCAUCAACUCAAGUCAAGGGGUUAGUCGAUCAGGUCAACAUGUUGCAGCAGGAAUUGGAGUCCCUAAAUAGCCAGAAAGCUGAACUGGAAAUGCAACUUGAGAAAAAAACUCAGGAAAUUACAGAGCAACUGAUUCAAGUGGAAAAUAUGAAGGAGCAGAUACUUGGCAUGACUAAUGAUCAACAUAGACUGCAUGAAGAGAAAGAAAGUUUGACAGAGCAAAUAAAUCACCUACAGCGGGAGGUAAACUCUCUAUGCAUCCAGAAAAGUGAGCUUGAAGAGCAUAUAAAGACUUCAAUUCUAGAGAACACUCAGUUAAGAGAGGAAAAGGUGGGGUUAGAGGGAAACAAUUCAGAAUUACAAGAAAUGUUGAAAGAGAGAGUGGCUGAGCUUGCUGCUCUCCAAGAAAAGCACGUGAAUGGAGAGAAUGAAGCUUCUGCUCAAAUAAUUUCCUUAACAACUCAGGUUAACAAUUUUCAGCAGGAGUUGGAUUUGUUGCAGAAGCAGAAAACCGAGAUGGAGUCUCUGAUUGAAAGAGAGAAACAACAAUCUUUAGAAACCCUGACCCAACUGGAGAACCAGAAAACUGAGUUGAUGAACCAGAUCGCUGACUUUACUCAAUUAAAAAAUAAGUUGGUUGAGAGAGAAGGGGAACUUUUGACUCUCAAAGAGAUGCAUGAAAUGCAUGGUAAUGAAUCAUCAGCUCGAAUAAAGGAACUGGAGGCUCAAGUGGGCAGCCAAGAAUUGGAAGUGGAAUCAUUGCAAGCCCAGAUUAAAGAUAUGGAACUGCAGAUUGAGAGCAAGGCAAGUGAAGCACAACAAUUAAGAGAGGAGUUGGAUUUGUUGCAGAAGCAGAAAACCGAGAUGGAGUCUCUGAUUGAAAGAGAGAGGCAAGAAUCUUCAGAAAUCCUGACUCAACUGGAGAACCAGAAAACUGAGUUGAUGAGCCAGAUCGCUGACUCUACUCAAUUAAGAAAUAAGUUGGUUGAGAGAGAAGGGGAACUUUUGACUUUCAAGGAGAUGCAUGAAAUGCAUGGUAAUGAAUCAUCAGCUCGAAUAAAGGAACUGGAGGCUCAAGUGGCCAGCCAAGAACUGGAGGUGGAAUCAUUGCAAGCCCAGAUUAAAGAUAUGGAACUGCAGAUUGAGAGCAAGGCAACUGGAGCACAACAAUUAAGAGAGGAGUUGGAUUUGUUGCAGAAGCAGAAAACCGAGAUGGAGUCUCUGAUUGAAAGUGAGAGGCAAGAAUCUUCAGAAAUCCUGACCCAACUGGAGAACCAUAAAACUGAGUUGAUGAGCCAGAUCGCUGACUCUACUCAAUUAAGAAAUAAGUUGGUUGAGAGAGAAGGAGAACUUUCGACUCUCAAAGAGAUGCAUGAAAUGCAUGGUAAUGAAUCAUCAGCUCGAAUAAAGGAACUGGAGGCUCAAGUGGCCAGCCAAGAACUGGAGGUGGAAUCAUUGCAAGCCCAGAUUAAAGAUAUGGAACUUCAGAUUGAGAGCAAGGCAACUGGAGCACAACAAUUAAGAGAGGAGUUGGCUUUGUUGCAGAAGCAGAAAACCGAGAUGGAGUCUCUGAUUGAAAGUGAGAGGCAAGAAUCUUCAGAAAUCCUGACCCAACUGGAGAACCAGAAAACUGAGUUGAUGAGCCAGAUUGCUGACUCUACUCAAUUUAAAAAUAAGUUGGUUGAGAGAGAAGGGGAACUUUUGACUCUCAAAGAGAUGCAUGAAAUGCAUGGUAAUGAAUCAUCAGCUCGAAUAAAGGAACUGGAGGCUCAAGUGGCCAGCCAAGAACUGGAGGUGGAAUCAUUGCAAGCCCAGAUUAAAGAUAUGGAAUUGCAGAUUGAGGGCAAGGCAACUGAAGCGCAACAAUUAAGAGAGGAGUUGGAUUUGUUGCAGAAGCAGAAAACCGAGAUGGAGUCUCUGAUUGAAAGAGAGAGGCAAGAAUCUUCAGAAAUCCUGACCCAACUGGAGAACCAGAAAACUGAGUUGAUGAGCCAGAUUGCUGACUCUACUCAAUUUAAAAAUAAGUUGGUUGAGAGGGAAGGGGAACUUUUGACUCUCAAAGAGAUGCAUGAAAUGCAUGGUAAUGAAUCAUCAGCUCGAAUAAAGGAACUGGAGGCUCAAGUGGUCAGCCAAGAACUGGAGGUGGAAUCAUUGCAAGCCCGGAAUAAAAAUAUGGAACUGCAGAUUGAGGGCAAGGCAACUGAAGCACAACAAUUAAGAGAGGAGUUGGAUUUGUUGCAGAAGCAGAAAACCGAGAUGGAGUCUCUGAUUGAAAGAGAGAGGCAAGAAUCUUCAGAAAUCCUGACCCAACUGGAGAACCAGAAAACUGAGUUGAUGAGCCAGAUUGCUGACUCUACUCAAUUUAAAAAUAAGUUGGUUGAGAGAGAAGGAGAACUUUUGACUCUCAAAGAGAUGCAUGAAAUGCAUGGUAAUGAAUCAUCAGCUCGAAUAAAGGAACUGGAGGCUCAAGUGGUCAGCCAAGAACUGGAGGUGGAAUCAUUGCAAGCCCGGAAUAAAGAUAUGGAACUGCAGAUUGAGGGCAAGGCAACUGAAGUGCAACAAUUAAGAGAGGAGUUGGAUUUGUUGCAGAAGCAGAAAACCGAGUUGGGGUCUCUGAUUGAAAGAGAGAGACAAGAAUAUUCAGAAACCCUGACCCAACUGGAGAACCAGAAAACUGUGUUGAUGAGCCAGAUUGCUGAUAAGCAAAGAAUGCUGGAAGAACAAGAAGACGCAUCCAAAAAAUUAACUGAAGAGUACAAGCAAGUCAAUGGUUGGUUUCAGGAGUACAAGUUAAACCUGGAAGUAGCCCAAAAGAAGAUUGGAGAAAUGGCUGAAGAGUUCCGAAGGAAGAUUGAGGCCAAAAUUCAAAAGGUUGCUGAAUUGGAAGAAAUCAUAGAAGAAUUGAGGAGAGAUGUAGAAGUAAAAGGUGAUGAACUCAACACCUUGGUCGACUAUGUCCGCACACUUGAAGUUAAGCUCCGUCUGUCGAACCAAAAGCUGCGAGUCACAGAACAGUUACUAACUGAGAAGGAAGAGAGCUUCAGAGACAAUGAGGCAAAGUUCCUAGAAGAACAGAAAAUUCUUGAAGAAAGGAUUACUUCAUUGGCUCAAUCACUUGCUGCCAACAGUGAAGCUUAUGACAAGAUGAUCACAGAUGUAUCCGGCAAAGUAAAGAACACAAUGGCUGGAGCAGAUAUCGUGAUCCACAAGUUCGAAGAAGAUUUUGGAAACUACGAAAGCUGUAUAGUGACAGUGUCUAAAGAGCUUCAAAGUGCAAUGCAUUGGGUCAGGGAGACAAAUAAUGAAAGAGAGCAACUGAAAACAGAGAUAAGUAGUUUGUGCAUGGAGCUGAAAGACAAGAAGGAACAGGAAUCAAUGUUCAGAGAAAGGGUUGGGGAAUUAGAAAUGAAGGCAAGAAAGGUGGAAGGGGAAAAGGAAAUUUUGAUUAAAACUGUUCAGCAGCUAGAGAUGAAGGUUGAAGUGUUGCAGAAGAUAACAAAAGAGAAGGAUGAGGGUAUAUCAGGACUUGGGGAAGAGAAAAGGGAGGCUAUAAGGCAGUUGUGCUUGUGGAUUGAUUAUCACCGGAGUCGUAAUGAUUAUCUCAGAGAAGUACUUUCAAAGAUUCCAGUCAGAGGCCGAAGGACAACUUGAAGUGGGUGUAAUUGAUGCAUAUGGUGGGUUCUCUCCUUUUUGAUUUUGCAUUAGACUAUUUUUCAUUGGUUCAUUUUUUCAGUCUUCAUGGGGUGGUUGAUAAAAAUAUUGUAGGCCAUUAUUGAACAGCAAAGCCUGCAUAUGUAUAUGAUAUAAUAUAUAUAUCAUGAGGCGUGUUUGCAUCUUAUUCAUUAA
Tripterygium wilfordii is the source of this 6506-nucleotide messenger RNA. Its product is annotated as COP1-interactive protein 1. Gene Ontology annotation, molecular function: actin binding. The record is from RefSeq and is a predicted model, not a curated record. The coding region runs from base 897 to 6311 and encodes 1804 amino acids. Lineage: Eukaryota; Viridiplantae; Streptophyta; Magnoliopsida; Celastrales; Celastraceae. The transcript has 3 exons.